AUGACAUCUAGUAUCAACCUGAACUUGGGUAGUCUACCGAAUCUACCGUCGGUACUCAAGUUUGAUGUUUCACAGUUAAAGUCAAAGAUUGACGAUGCCGCUGCCACUACCAAGAAGACAUUCUCAGCGAUCACCGGUGUUACCUAUAACAAUACGAAACCAAAGAAAUCAAAAUACUACUAUCAAUUUAAAGAUGCUGCACCUCAAAUGGCAGAAGAAGAAUUCCUAAAGAUUAUACCGGCAGAGUUUUUCGAGAAAGAUUUCGAUACCACCAGAUACCUGCUUAAUAUGCUGCCAGCGAAUGACUCUGACUUUUCUCAGUUCUUGGACAAACACACUGAUAAGUACACAAGGUGUAUGGACUAUGUAAAUUCAAAGUUACACAGUCGUGUUAAGAAGAAUUAUACAGAGUUUGUUGAGGGAAUGUCACAGAUUCAUGAGAUUGGUGUAGAACUACAGAGAAGUACUGUUAUUUGUGCAACCAGUAGAAGAACUCUUGGCAAUACCAAGAAGAAUCUGAAUACUACAGCAUUCAAUAUUAUGGCAAAUGACGGUGACUAUCCGAGCACCAUCAAGUCUUACCACAAGUGUCGUGAGAUAUUACAGCGUGUCUCUCACUACUCGUUGCCCGAGUUGAGUUCCAACUUGAAUGAGAUCUACGGUGUCGUACAGGAGCGUAUCGACAAAGACUUUUUCAAUUGCUGUCGUACAUUCAAUGCCAACACCUACCGCUCGGUAUUCGAAGCGUACAAACUACUGAACAGAGCCAAUCAACUACUGGACAAACUCGAGAAAUACUUUGUCAAACCGAUCGAGCCAGAGAUUAGAAACAUCGUAUACUCUCAUGUACUUCUAUCAGAGGAAGCAGCUAUGAAUCCUGAAGCUUACAAAAAUGUCGAAUAUAAAGAUCUUUGUAGAGCUGUGACCAAUGAACAUUUCGUCAAUUGUAUAUUGGCUGUUUUUGAAUAUCUAAGUGAUGUAAUGACAUCACUCUAUUUGAUGAAUCAAUUCCAUGUUGAAAAUCCAGAUGGAGAGGAAAGUAAUAUAUUUGCAGAUAUCAGCUCAGCUUUGACUAGAUUCAAAAAGACUAUUUGGGAUACUAUGCAGAAGCAAGUCACUGCACUGCUCGCUAGGAAGUUGACCACAUUCAAGAUUGACGACUUCCAGUUGAUUCUAAACUCGGUGACAAAGAUCAGUGAGAUCGGAGAGGAGUUCAGUGGUGAUCCAUCGCAUCACUUGAAAAAGUCGAUUAUCGACCAAUCCAAAGCGUUCUUUGAUCACUUCCACAAGACCAGAGUUGACGAUCUACGUACGAUGCUCGAACACGAGACCUGGGUGAACAUGCCGGUCGCCGCCGACUUUAAUGCAGCCACCGAGCUACGUUUGAAAAAGCGAAUGCAAGUCGAUCGUGAUAAACAGUUGAGUGGCGAACAGAUAUUCUAUGCCAUUCGUGACCAUGGUAAUCCAUUCUCACAGCUCAUCUCCUAUAAGAACAAGAGAACUUCGACAUCGCCAACAUUCUCACCGACUUUGGAAUCGAAACAACAACAAACUAAACAAGAACAAAAGAAGGAGGACGACAGCGAUGAAGAUGAGGAACUCAAACAAGAGAUUAUCGAGGAGGAUGACGAUGACGAUCAUGCCAGAAGAAAACUACAAUACCAGAAGCAACAACAACUCAAGAAAAAGAAGGCAGAGGAAACACCAAACUUUUUGGUUGCAUCUUCAACCAUCUCUUUUGUUCGUUACAUUGGAAAGUAUCUUGAGAUGAUGGAACAACUUCCACAUAUCUCACUUGAUAUUUUCAAUGCUAUUUGUCAGUUUGUUGAAUAUUAUAUGUAUACUAUUUAUUCUUUCUCUGGAUAUCUUGAUCCCCAAGGAUUCAGUUUGGAAGCACUCACAACAAAGAUGGAGAAAACUCUGUCUUCUGGUCAUCAGGUAGAGGAUUUAUCUUUUACAAAACCAGCUCUCAAUCGUUUCAUCAAUAAGACAAAGGAGAGACUUGGUAUUCCAAUUGUCACACAGGUGGCCUCUGCAGUAAGUGGUAUCUCUACACUCACUUCAUUCACCAGUCAACUCUCACAGAUCAAGUCGUUUGCCAACGAUAUCAUCAAUAACACUUCACCAACACUACCCUCAGCUACUUCACCAUACUCCAACAACAACAACAGCAACAUACAAGCUGGCACACUUGCCCCAACCAACCAGGAUCCAAGUGCACCGCGAUGGAUUGUACCAAGAAUCAACUACAACGGUUUGAGACUUGGUGAUCCAAAGGAAUGUCUUUUCAAUCUGCCAGUCAGAAUUCUCGCAAUUGAAUCACUCUCGUUUGUGGUCUCUGCACUGAAUGACAGUCGUCCAGUGUUUGAAGGACUGCUCCCAGGCAAGUAUAUCGAUCAGAUCAAGUCAUUCUAUGACAACGUUGUCAAAAUCAUCCCUGAUCUACAGAGACAUCUCAUCAAAUCAUCGGUGUCGGCCAUCUUUUCACAUCAAUCGGGAUCGUUCUAUUUCUCCAAAACGAUUGCCGAUCAAAAGUGGGAUGUGAAGACAACAACCGUCGGUAAAACACCAUACAUCGAAGCAUUCCUCAAGGAAUUCCAGUUGUUCUUUAAGCAACUGGACGACGCUGUCCAAAAGAGUGGAUUCAUUACAACAUCACUCAAGAAUCGUAUCAUUGAUGUCAGCUUUGAGUAUCUCGUACAGCAGCUGGUUGACGGUUACAGUAGAAUCAAAAAGUGUUCAAACGAGGGACGUGCCGUUAUGAUUCAGGAUCUGAUGAACUUACAGGCCGGUCUUGAAAAACUCUCAAAGACCAAGAUUCCAAACAUUGCCUAUGCCGAACAUUAUAUCAAAGGUUACUACCACCUCUCCGUACUCCAAGACAAAGAGAUCAUGGAGUGGGCAACCGAACACGAUGAAUACCCAAUCAAGCACAUCAUUAAUUUAUUGCAACUUGCCAAAGUAAACAAACCAAUGUUAUUACAACAACUUGAAGAGAUGGACAAGAAGAGAAGAAAAUAUUAA
Heterostelium album PN500 is the source of this 3024-nucleotide messenger RNA. Its product is annotated as syndetin. The record is from RefSeq and is a predicted model, not a curated record. The transcript has 7 exons. Gene Ontology annotation, molecular function: SNARE binding. Gene Ontology annotation, biological process: endocytic recycling; retrograde transport, endosome to Golgi. Lineage: Eukaryota; Evosea; Eumycetozoa; Acytosteliales; Acytosteliaceae. Gene Ontology annotation, cellular component: EARP complex. Bases 1 to 3024 code for a protein of 1007 amino acids.